GCCACGAUGCUGUCCGUGCGCGUAGCCGCCGCCCUCGCCCGCUCCCUGCCCCGGCAGGCCGGCCUGGUGUCCCGAAAUGCUUUGGGCGCGUUAUUUGUUGCGACGCGGAACCUCCACGCCUCCAAUGCGAGUCUUCAGAAAACCGGCACCGCUGAGGUAUCAUCUAUUCUGGAGGAACGAAUUCUUGGAGCUGACACCUCUGCUGAGCUAGAAGAAACGGGGCGUGUCCUCUCGAUUGGUGAUGGUAUUGCCCGUGUGUACGGCCUGCGUAAUGUUCAGGCAGAAGAAAUGGUUGAGUUUUCUUCUGGGCUGAAGGGUAUGUCCCUGAACUUGGAACCCGACAACGUUGGUGUCGUCGUCUUUGGGAACGACAGGUUGAUUAAGGAAGGGGACAUUGUGAAGAGGACAGGAGCUAUUGUGGAUGUCCCAGUCGGGGAAGAGCUCUUGGGUCGUGUCGUAGAUGCUCUGGGUAACACCAUUGAUGGAAAGGGCCCCAUCGGUUCCAAGUUACGGAGGAGGGUUGGUCUUAAGGCCCCCGGGAUCAUCCCACGGAUCUCUGUGCGCGAGCCCAUGCAGACCGGCAUCAAGGCCGUGGACAGCUUGGUACCGAUCGGCCGUGGACAGCGGGAGUUGAUCAUUGGAGACAGGCAGACUGGCAAAACUGCAAUUGCUAUUGAUACCAUCAUCAACCAGAAACGGUUCAAUGAAGGGACUGACGAGAAGAAGAAGCUGUACUGUAUCUACGUUGCAAUUGGUCAGAAGAGAUCUACGGUUGCCCAACUUGUCAAGAGGCUUACUGAUGCAGAUGCCAUGAAGUACACCAUUGUGGUCUCCGCCACUGCCUCAGAUGCUGCCCCUCUCCAGUACCUGGCUCCUUAUUCCGGCUGCUCCAUGGGGGAAUACUUCAGAGACAACGGCAAACACGCCCUGAUCAUCUACGACGAUUUAUCCAAGCAGGCUGUUGCCUACCGUCAAAUGUCUCUGCUGCUGCGUCGUCCCCCAGGCCGAGAGGCCUACCCUGGCGACGUGUUCUACCUCCACUCCCGUCUUUUGGAAAGAGCAGCCAAGAUGAAUGACUCCUUCGGUGGCGGCUCUCUGACUGCCCUUCCUGUCAUCGAGACUCAAGCUGGGGAUGUGUCGGCCUACAUUCCGACUAACGUCAUUUCAAUCACUGAUGGGCAGAUCUUCUUGGAAACCGAACUGUUCUACAAAGGUAUCCGCCCAGCCAUCAACGUCGGUCUGUCUGUGUCGCGUGUCGGUUCUGCUGCCCAGACCAGGGCCAUGAAGCAGGUGGCUGGAACCAUGAAGCUGGAGUUGGCUCAGUACCGCGAAGUGGCUGCUUUCGCACAGUUCGGCUCCGACCUGGAUGCUGCCACUCAGCAGCUGCUCAGUCGUGGCGUGCGUCUGACCGAGCUCCUCAAACAAGGGCAGUACGUUCCCAUGGCUAUUGAAGAACAAGUCGCCGUGAUCUACGCCGGAGUCAGAGGUCACUUGGAUAAGCUGGAGCCUAGCAAGAUCACCAAGUUCGAGAGUGCUUUUCUGGCUCACGUGCUGAGCCAGCAUCAGGCCCUCCUCUCCACAAUCAGGACUGACGGGAAGAUCUCUGAGCAAACAGAAGCCAAGCUGAAGGAAAUAGUGACAACCUUCUUGUCUACCUUUGAAGCGUGAACCAGGACUGUUUUU
Molecule: messenger RNA, 1683 nt
Organism: Euleptes europaea (tarantolino)
Lineage: Eukaryota; Metazoa; Chordata; Lepidosauria; Squamata; Sphaerodactylidae
Gene: ATP5F1A
Product: ATP synthase F1 subunit alpha
Exons: 12
Coding region: 7-1668 (553 amino acids)
Biological process (GO): proton transmembrane transport; proton motive force-driven ATP synthesis
Molecular function (GO): proton-transporting ATP synthase activity, rotational mechanism; ATP binding; ADP binding
Source: RefSeq, a predicted model, not a curated record